CUUACUGACCUUUCUGCCUCGGACUUCUAAACAGCGAUCAGGUGUUCUGCAGGAUUUGAGUGGAUUUGUCAGUUUAUUGACCAGAUCGUCCAAAUAGGCUGCUGUUUCCUCCUGAACCUGUGCCUGAGUUAACUGGACACUACCAUGGAGAAAGAGAGCAGACCAUCAUGGGACAACCCCAUGCAGUUUGUUCUGGCUUGUGUUUCUUACGCUGUUGGACUUGGAAACGUCUGGCGUUUUCCGUAUCUCUGUCAAAUGCACGGAGGAGGGGGCUUUAUGAUCCCAUACCUCAUCAUGCUGUUUGUAGAGGGCAUUCCUCUGUUCUACAUGGAGCUGGCCAUUGGACAGAAGAUGCGUCUGGGCAGCAUUGGAGCCUGGAGUGCCAUCAGUCCCUACCUGGGUGGAUUAGGCAUCGCCAGUGUUGUAACCUCACUGUAUCUGUGCCUGUAUUACAAUGUGAUCAAUGCCUGGAGCUUUUGGUAUCUCUUCCAUUCCUUUCAGGCCGUGUUGCCAUGGUCAGACUGUCCUGUAAACAGUAACCGAACAGCCUAUUUGGAGGAGUGUGAGGUGGCCACACCCACACAAUACUUCUUCUUCCGUGAAACGCUGAACAUCUCAUCAUCCAUCGAUGAAAACGGUGGUGUGCACAUGGGCCUGGCGCUCUGUCUGCUGUUAGCCUGGCUAAUUGUUUAUCUCUUCAUCGUUAAAGGGGUCAAAUCCACGGGAAAAGUUGUGUAUUUUACCGCUACAUUUCCCUACGUGGUCCUCAUCAUCUACCUGAUUCGUGGAGUCACCCUGCAUGGAGCUCUAAAUGGAGUGAAGUACAUGUUUACACCAAAGAUGGAGCAGCUGGCAAACCCUCAGACGUGGAUCAACGCUGCCACUCAGAUCUUCUUCUCUCUAGGUCUGGGCUUCGGCUCCCUCAUUGCCUUCGCCAGCUACAACCAUCACAACAACAACUUUGAGAAUCAGGCCAUCACAGUGUCUCUUAUCAACAGCGGCACUUCCAUUUUCGCCAGCAUCGUCACCUUCUCCAUCUACGGCUUCAAGGCCACAUUCAACUACGAGAGCUGUUUGGAGAGGAUGAGGCUGUUGCUGAUGAACACGUUUGAACUGGCUGAAGAUACAGUCCAUAUAGACAACAUCAGCUUCUGGAUCACAGAUCUGAACCGCACGCAGCCAGAGCAGAUUGCAGCGAUAGCCUCCAGAAUAGAGACCUGCAGUCUGGAGGCAGAACUAGACACGGCUGUUGAAGGAACCGGUCUGGCCUUCAUCGUGUACAGUGAGGCCAUCAAGAACAUGCCAGCUGCCCAGCUGUGGUCAGUGCUCUACUUCUUUAUGCUGCUGCUGCUGGGGAUGGGGAGCAUGCUGGGAAAUGUGACGGCCAUCAUUACUCCACUCAGAGACUUCAAAGUGCUCGCUCACAGCCUCAGCAACGAAACCCUCAACGGUUUGGUGUGUCUGUUCUGUCUGCUGCUUGGCUUUGGCUUCACCACCCGCUCCGGAAACUACUGGUUCACCAUGUUUAAUGAAUAUGGAGCCACGUUCUCCCUGCUCUUCAUCGUGCUUCUAGAGAUCGUUACUGUGUCCUAUAUCUAUGGACUGAAGAGGUUUGAAAAAGACAUUGAGGACAUGCUGGGACGGCGCCCGAACUGGUACUGGAAGAUCAUGUGGGUGGCAGUCAGCCCUCUCCUCCUCAUCAGCCUCUUCGUCUUCUACAUUCUGAACUACAUCCAGGGAGGAGCGCCCACCUACCAGGCCUGGGAUAAAGAUGUGGGCAGAUCAGUAGUGAAGGAGUAUCCGGUGUAUGGCCAGGUCUUCAUCACUCUUCUCCUCGUGUCCUCAGUGAGCUGCGUUCCCCUCACAGCUCUUUACGCCUUUUGUACGAGACAUCAACGUGGAGUUCGAGUCAGCGAGAACGCCGGCCACAGUGUAACAUCCACCGUAUAGGAGAGCAGUGCUGCCCUACAAAGACAAAGAGCAGUAACUAUGCCAACAGAGAAACUGGAAAAGCAGUUUCAAACAUCUAUUGUCCAGCUGAAUAUGCUGUAGGUGCUUUUGUAAUACAGUACAAAAAUUUUGUAUCAGUAAAUAUAAUUUUCUCUUUUAUAUCGGUGUACUUACAGCAUAUUUAGUUGGAGCACAACAGAACUUUGAAGCUGAUUUUCUCAGUUUUAUUCUUGGCGUAGUUCCUGCUCUUUGCCUUUGUAGAGCAGAGUGGCUCAGAGACUAAUUCCUUCACAUAUGCUAUAUGUCCAAAAGUAUCUAGAAACCUCUUCUUGACAAUGAACACCUUUAGGAUGAGUUGGAGAGAUAAAGCACUAUUAAGCACCUUUGGGAUGGGUUGGAGUGGCAGAAUUCCACUAAACACCUUUGGGAUGGGUUGCAAUGAUGGAGCUCCAUUGAAUACCUUUGGGAUGAGUUGGAAUUAUUAAGCACUAUUAAGCACCUUUAGGAUGGGUUGGAAUGAUGGAGCUCCACUGAACACCUUUGGGAUGGGUUGGAAUGAUGUAGCUCCCACUGAACACCUUUGGGAUGGGUUGGAAUGAUGGAGCUUCUACUGAACACCUUUGGGAUGAGUUGGAAUGACAGAGCUCCUCUGAACACCUUUGGGAUGUAUUGGAAUUGUGGAGCUCCACUGAACACCUCUGGGAUGAGUUGGAGUGAUGAACCUCUACUGAGGACCCUUGGGAUGAAAUGGAGUGAUGGAGCUCCACAGAACACCUUUAGGAUGAGUUGGAGUGAUGGAGCUCCACUGAACACUUUUUGAGCUCAUGUGGUUGUUGCCGAUGGGAGACAAACUCACUACACUUUGUUUCAGGAUUGUUGGAAGAGCAGGGGUCUGGAUAGUUUUGGACAUAUAGGGCCAGUUUCCCAGACCCAAAUUAAGUUUGGGCCUAAACAAAAAGCAGGCUUAACCCAUGUCCAGGAAACAAGCUCAUAGUGUAUUUACACACAUUCCAGAAUUCCAUAGUGGAGCUGAGGCUGUGGAAUAUCCAAGAUUUAAGGUACACAAGCUGCAGACAUACACUAAAAAAUAAGAACAAUAAUCAAUGCUUUCCUGUAAUUAAAACAGUCUAUUAAACACACAUUUUAAAAUGCAGUUUCAGCGUCCAGCCCAUAAAGGUAUUGAAGCGACCACAAAAUCCAUCUUGAAUAUACAUUCAAAAUCCACUGUAUGGAAUUGUCACUACUUUUAUUGUGUAAUUAUAUGUAUUUUAAAUUUCGUCACUUUAUUUCACAACAGCACAACUUACACUGAUACUGAUGUAAUCUGAGUACAAUACAGAAUUACUGGAAGUGAAACACAUUAACAUGCUCCAUAUUGAACAACCUGAAAAAACAUUGAUUUGGGCAGAUUUUAGUUUUUUUUAUAGGUUUAUUAGUCAUUUAACAGUAGUCCUGAGAUUUUUUAAAGUGACCCUUAUUAGUCCCACAAUGGGGAAAAUUCAUUUCUUUUUUUUUAACCCAUUGAUGCAGUGAAACACCACAUAGACACUAGUGAGCACACACACAUUAGGGGGCAGUGAGCACACUUGC
Molecule: messenger RNA, 3540 nt
Organism: Pygocentrus nattereri (red-bellied piranha)
Lineage: Eukaryota; Metazoa; Chordata; Actinopteri; Characiformes; Serrasalmidae
Product: sodium- and chloride-dependent transporter XTRP3
Exons: 11
Coding region: 145-1950 (601 amino acids)
Biological process (GO): sodium ion transmembrane transport
Cellular component (GO): plasma membrane
Molecular function (GO): L-proline transmembrane transporter activity
Source: RefSeq, a predicted model, not a curated record